AUGUUCAAGGAACUUGUUGCCGUGAGCGGAUUGGCUAGAAGGUUUAGUCAUUGGGGUGAAUGUGGUAAUCGCAGGGUGAAAGUGAUUAUAUGGGAAAGGUUUAGGGGGCAGGGAUUUAAGUUUCAUUGGGACGGGAGAGGGGGUGCGAAACGAAAGAGUAAUGUCAGUGAGGCCUACGUCAUGGGACAUGAGAACGAACGAGGUGCAAAAUAUGGUUUUGAAGUGACUGGAAGAAUUUGUACAUUCCAUAGAACAGACUUCUCAUGUCUGAGAUCCCGGAAAUUUGAUUCAUUCUCUUCUAUCAUCAAAUCGUUCAAUCACAAUAGAGCUCAAUUUGGCACGAACAUGACCUGCUAA
Molecule: messenger RNA, 357 nt
Organism: Sclerotinia sclerotiorum 1980 UF-70
Lineage: Eukaryota; Fungi; Ascomycota; Leotiomycetes; Helotiales; Sclerotiniaceae
Exons: 2
Coding region: 1-357 (118 amino acids)
Source: RefSeq, a predicted model, not a curated record